GAAGAGGCGAUGCCUGGGGAAGGGCCGAGUGGCUUUUCAGGGAGGGAGAUUGUGGGUGAAGAAUGAGGCAAGCAGGAGUGAACCCCCCCAAGUUAGAUUUGGGGCAUGUUAAGUUUGAGUUGUCUGUGGGGCGUCCAUAUGGCACAGUGUAGCAGAGGGAUUAGAGUUCAGAGGAGAUGGGGUCAGAUAGAGAUACAGACUGAGAUCUGAGAACGAGUGGGGGCUCCUUGGGAGACAGUGUGGAUGAGGAAGAGGACAAGGAUGGGCAGAGCCCGGGGCUCAGUUCACAAGUCAGGGAGGUGAAAAGGCAUCAGUGCCUCAAGGUGAGGAGAGUAGGUAAGGAGCAGAGACCUUGCAGUUCAGCCCCGAGGAGGCCAGGAGUGGAGUCAGGGGAGGUGCAUCUGAGUGAUGCGGUUUGAGAGGGGAAAACACACGCUUUUUGUUUUGUUUUCAUUUGAGAAAAAGAGAGAACGCAGAGGGAGAGUGAGAGGGAGAAGCUGACUCCCUGCUAAGCCGAGAGCCCAGUGCGGGGUUUGAUCCCAGGACCCCGAGAUCAGGACCACAGCUGAAGGCAGACGCCUGACUGACUGAGCCACCCGGGCGCACUUUGACAGCACUUGGAGUUGCUUUGUUGCAAAAGGGGUGGGGAGAAAUAAGGCCAUAGCUGGAGGGGGUGGUAAGUUGAGGGGUUUUGUUGUUUGUUUUAAAGAGGAGAGAUGCAGCUCGUGGAUACACUGAAGCAGUCUGGGAGAUAAGGAAAAGUUGUAGGUGGGAAGUCAGAGUCCCUGGGCCAGCAGCAGGCAGGGGACGGGGUAGUUCUGGAAUUCUCAGUUCAGCGCUAGUGGUGUUCAGUGCUGUGGAGGCCUGUCCUGUGCACUGGAGGGUGUCCAGCAGCAUCCCUGGUUUCCCCUCACCGGAUGCCGGGAGCACCAGCCCCUCCAGGUGACAGCUCGGGUCUCCAGGCAUCGUCCCCUGGGAUGGGAGAGUCAUUCAUUCUCCUUGACAAUCACUGCUUUUGCAGUUGGAACAUGGGAACGUCUCUUCUGCUUGCUUUUAUGUUCUCACUGGCAAGGUCACCUGCUAAGAGGAGGAGGGGGAGGGAUAGAGGUUUGAGGGGAGCAGAGGCACGUCCAGUACCACCUGCUGGGUGGGAGUGUGUGUGGUGAAUGGACAGAGGAGGGCAGUGUGAGCGGUGCCGGGAACUUUGAGAUGCUCGGGCGAGAGCGCAAAGGGAGACUGAAGCCAAGGCCGCCCACUGGCUCGGUCGGUAGAGUGCUCAGCCCUUGAUCACGGAGCUGUGUGAUGGUCGGCUCCCACGCAGACAUGGCACCCGCCUCUACCACCGAGGGGCCCGGGGAGAAGCCCGGCCCCACGGCCCCCACCCCGGCGGCCCAGUAUGAGUGUGGGGAGUGUGGCAAGUCGUUCCGGUGGUCAUCUCGGCUCCUCCACCACCAGCGCACGCACACGGGCGAGCGGCCCUACAAGUGCCCUGACUGCCCCAAGGCCUUCAAGGGCUCGUCCGCCCUGCUCUACCACCAGCGGGGCCACACGGGUGAGCGGCCCUACCAGUGCCCCGACUGCCCCAAGGCCUUCAAGCGCUCCUCGCUGCUGCAGAUACACCGCAGUGUGCACACGGGCCUGCGGGCCUUCACGUGCGGCCAGUGCGGCCUGGCCUUCAAGUGGUCUUCACACUAUCAGUACCACCUGCGGCAGCACACGGGCGAGCGGCCCUACCCGUGUCCCGACUGCCCCAAGGCCUUCAAGAACUCGUCCAGCCUGCGGCGUCACCGGCACGUGCACACGGGAGAGCGGCCCUACACCUGCGGCGUGUGCGGCAAGAGCUUCACCCAGAGCACCAACCUGCGGCAGCACCAGCGCGUGCACACGGGCGAGCGGCCCUUCCGCUGCCCGCUCUGCCCCAAGACCUUCACGCACUCGUCCAAUCUGCUGCUGCACCAGCGCACCCACGGCUCGGCCGCUGCCGCCGCCCCACCGCAGCACGAGCCCGGCGCCAAGGUCUUGGUGUCGGAUGCCUACUUGCACGCGCCCCCGCCGCCGCCGCCGCCUGCGCCUCCCCCCGUGGUGCCGGAGCUCUUUCUGGCUGCGGCGGAGACCACGGUGGAGCUGGUGUACCGCUGCGAGGGCUGCGAGCUGGGCUUCGGCAGCGAGGAGCUGCUCCUAGAGCACCAGCCCUGCCCUGGGCCCGAGGCCGCCACCCCACCCCAGGACGGGCACGCCACCACGGUGCCCAAGGCAGACCCCGCCCCGCCGCCCUCCCAGUCCCCGCCGGCCCCCGCACCACAGCCCCCGCCUGCCUCCGCAGCCCCCGGCUUCGCCUGCCUCCCGUGCGGGAAGUCCUUCCGGACGGUGGCCGGCCUCUCCCGCCACCAGCACAGCCACGGCGCGGCAGGCGGGCAGGCGUUCCGCUGUGGCAGCUGCGACGGUGCCUUCCCGCAGCUGGCCAGCCUCCUGGCGCACCAGCAGUGCCACGUGGAAGAGGCGGCUGCCGGGCGCCCGCCCCCCCAGGCGGAGGCUGCCGAGGUCACCUGUCCCCAGGAGCCCCUGGCCCCAGCCGCCGCCGCCCCACCCGCCGCUGCUGCCGCCGCGCCGGCGCCCGCCCCCGCGGGCACUGAGCGGCCCUACAAAUGUGCGGAGUGUGGCAAGGCCUUCAAGGGCUCCUCGGGGCUGCGCUACCACCUGCGGGACCACACGGGCGAGCGGCCCUACCAGUGCGGCGAGUGCGGCAAGGCCUUCAAGCGCUCCUCGCUGCUGGCCAUCCACCAGCGCGUGCACACGGGCCUGCGAGCCUUCACGUGUGGCCAGUGCGGCCUCACGUUCAAGUGGUCCUCGCACUACCAGUACCACCUGCGGCUGCACUCGGGCGAGCGGCCCUACGCCUGCGGGGAGUGCGGCAAGGCCUUCCGGAACACGUCGUGCCUGCGGCGCCACCGGCACGUGCACACGGGCGAGCGGCCCCACGCCUGCGGCGUGUGCGGCAAGAGCUUCGCGCAGACCUCCAACCUGCGGCAGCACCAGCGCGUGCACACGGGCGAGCGGCCCUUCCGCUGCCCGCUCUGCCCCAAGACCUUCACGCACUCGUCCAACCUGCUGCUGCACCAGCGCACGCACUCCGCCGAGCGCCCCUUUGCCUGCCCUGUGUGCGGCCGCAGCUUCGUCAUGGCGGCCUACCUGCAGCGGCACCUGAGGACGCACGCCCCCGCGCCCACGGUCGCCGCCGGCCCCACAGCCCCCGCCGCCGGCUCCCAGCCCCCCGCCCCGCUGGCUGCCGCCCCAGCCGCGUCUGCCACCCAAGACGUCCAUGUUCUCCCGCACCUCCAGGCCACGCUCUCCCUCGAAGUGGCAGGGGGCCCGGCUCCGGCCCCGCCCCCAGGCCAGGCAGCCCCCAACUCCCAGACUUUUCUCCUGGUGCAGACUGCCCAGGGCCUGCAACUCAUCCCCAGCAGCGUCCAGCCACCCACUCCACCGCCCCCACCGGCUCCCCCCAAGCUCAUCCUGCUGCCCUCGUCCAGUCCUGGUGCCGGGAGCAGCCGCGGUAGGCAGGGCCCACUAGCAGCAGGAAAAUCUGGCCAGGCGCCUGGAGUAGUAUGGCUGCCAGGUCCUGGGGGACUGGGGGUUCAGAGCGGGGGCAACGCAGGGGCCAGCGGGGGAGGGCAGAGCCUCAUCGUUCUACAGAAUGUAGGGGGUGGGGAGGCAGGGGCACAGGAAGUGAGUGGGGUCCAGCUCCAGCCCCUCCGGCCAGCCCCGGAAGUGACCGCGGUCCAGCUCCAGCCAGCCCAGGAGGUGACCACGGUCCAGCUCCAGCCGGCUCAGGAGGUGACCACGGUCCAGCUCCAGCCUGUGGCAGGCCAGCUCUCCAAUCCCAGUGGGGGAGCAGUGACCACUGAGGCCCCCAACCUGCUGGUGGUUCAGAGUGGUACAGCUGAGGAGCUGCUGGCGGGCCCUGGCCCCGGGGAGCCCGGUGAUGGUGACGCCAGUACUGGCGUCGUCCAGGAUGUCCUCUUCGAGACACUGCAGACAGAUGAGGGGUUGCAGAGCGUCCUGGUGCUGAGCGGGGCAGAUGGCGAGCAGACCCAGCUAUGUGUGCAGGAGGUAGAGACCCUCCCCACUGGGCUGGCAGAGCCUCCUGCCCCAGGCCCACCGGGACAGAAACUGCUCAUCAUCCGCAGCGCACCGGCCACGGAGCUGCUGGAGAACAGCCCCGGUGGGGGAGGAGCUCCCACACUGCAGCUGCUGACCCCUCCACCACCCGGCCAAGCCUCUGCUCCAGUGAGCAUCUCCACGGCACCCACCUCCCAGAUGGUCCAAGUGGUACCCACUGGCGCUGCCCCCGGAGGCAUGCCCCCACAGGGCCUGCCCUCUAUCCAGAUUGUCCAGACUCUGCCCGCAGUCCAGCUGGUGCACACAUUUUGAAAAGAACCACUGGGUUCUUGAGGGCCCCACACAGAGACCCGGACUCCCUGCUUGGGCUGGACUGGGCUGGGCUGUGCAGGGGGGCAGGGGAGCUGCGGGCUGGGCUUGCUAAUAAAGACCAGAAUCUCCUCUC
This is a messenger RNA of Lutra lutra (Eurasian river otter), 4564 nucleotides long. RefSeq names its product zinc finger protein 628 (gene ZNF628). Bases 1303 to 4431 code for a protein of 1042 amino acids. Gene Ontology annotation, biological process: regulation of transcription by RNA polymerase II. The transcript has 2 exons. Gene Ontology annotation, molecular function: RNA polymerase II cis-regulatory region sequence-specific DNA binding; DNA-binding transcription factor activity, RNA polymerase II-specific. The record is from RefSeq and is a predicted model, not a curated record. Gene Ontology annotation, cellular component: nucleus. NCBI's taxonomy places the organism in Eukaryota, Metazoa, Chordata, Mammalia, Carnivora, Mustelidae.